UUUUGUUUUGUGGAUUAUUUUGGUUAAACAAUAAUUUUCCAAAUUUUGUUUCAUGAAAACAGCAGAGAUUUGUAAAAAAGUUACGAGGAAUAAAAUAACAUUAUGUCUUUGAGUGAAAACAACUCUUUACCUGCUAUAACCAUUCAAUAUAACUGGAACGAAGUUUUAAAACAUCCUAACAAGAAGAUUUGGAUUUCCACUAAGUACUUGAAUAAACCAAGUUUUCACGAUUCUAUUACGACGACAGUCAAUGAAAGCGAUGGUAAACUAAAGGUGAAUGUUUCUGAAGAAUUAAACUUUAUAUCCAUUUCAAAUUUAAGCAUAGUCUUAAAGGAUGUAAAAUCUGGAUUAAAAAUAGCUUUUGUUGCACCAAACAAAGUUCAUGACAUUCAUGCUAAAGCAAUAUUAUCUGUUUCAAUGACUGAAAAUGCUCUUGCUGUGUCCUCCUGUGAGCAAGACAGGCUAGUGAUUUGGGAUACUAGGACAAAUGAGGAAGUUUUAGAUUUAGUAGGCCAUGGAGGUCCUGCAUACAAAUGCCGAUUCUUUCCAUCGGGGACUGUGGUGAUAUCUGCUGGGGCUGAUGGAUCAUGUCGGAUAUGGUGUGCUGAGACUGGAAUAAACCCAGUCACCCUCAAAGGUCAUACAAUGUCUGUAGCUGAUAUUUGUAUGAUUGGAAGAGGAAGAAAUGUCAUCACUGUUAGCAAAGAUGGAACAGCAAAACUCUGGGAUGUAGGCCAAGCACUUUGCAUAGCUGAUGUAAUUGACGGACAGGGAGCCAUCAAUUGCUGUACCAUCACCACAACAACCGAAGAAGUACUAGUAGAAAAUCCAAGGGAGUUCAACACUGGUAAUAAAUUGUUGGUGAUUGGAUGUGAAAAUGGUUGUGUAGUUGGUGCUCACGUUGGCAAGAGGCAGGAGUUGUUUAGAAGGCAACUUGAGGCAGCCUGCAAUGCAAGCAUAGUCAUGGGUGAUGUAAUUAUUGUUGGCUGCAGUGAUGGAAAGAUUGUAUACUUAAGCCCAGAAGAUGGUUCUGUUGUGAUGGAAAUACAUGAAUCAAUGAAUCCAGUUCUGAGUAUGGCAGUGCUUUCAAAGGAUUUAUAUGCUGUUGGUAGACAAGACGGCAAUGUCGUAAUAAUAUCAAUGCAGAAAGCCCAUAGUCAUGUGCGAGUACAGCUUACUGGAUCAGACUGUGAUGGUAUAAGAGACAUCGCAUUCAAUGGCAAAUGGGUUCUAACUGGUAGCCGAGACUCAUAUGUGAGGAAGUAUGAUUUUAAUCAGAUCUGCGUACAUUUUAAGCGCUAACCAGUAGAUAUGAGAUCAAGAAGGAAGUUCCAGUAAAAUCCAAAUUUGAUGGAAAUAAAAGGAAGAAAAGUUUGUAAAGC
Molecule: messenger RNA, 1382 nt
Organism: Aricia agestis (brown argus)
Lineage: Eukaryota; Metazoa; Arthropoda; Insecta; Lepidoptera; Lycaenidae
Gene: Lis-1
Product: proteasomal ATPase-associated factor 1-like
Exons: 6
Coding region: 103-1302 (399 amino acids)
Molecular function (GO): protein binding
Source: RefSeq, a predicted model, not a curated record